GUGCAGGCCGCCGUGGAGUCGCUGAACGCCGGAGCGGUGGAGGUAGUUGAGGGCGAGUCCGGGGCUGCGGCUGAAAGCGACUCCGAGUCGGACGACGAUUCCGAGGAGCUCGAGGACACCGGGGCGCUCGAGGACAAGGCCGAUCCCGCCGAUCCCGCCGAUCCCGCCGCCCCGGACGGCGAGCGGCAGGAGGGCGACCCAGAGUUGUGCAGCCAGACGGGCUGCGGGGGCCCGUUCAUGCCAGAAAGGAAGUGCCAGUGCAACCUUGGCUGCAAAGAUUUCAAGGACUGUUGCGCAGACUACGAGGAGGAAUGCGCCGCGGGCGAGCACUCCCACCACCACCACGACGCGCCCCCGCCGCCGCCGCCGAGCGAGUGCACGCCAAAGGUCGAGGGCCAGUGCGAGCUGCCCCGCAUCAUGGCACACCUGGGCGCCUCGGAGCCGCUGGCCUGCGUGUGCCCGCCCCCCCUGGUGCCGCACAAGAACGACAGCUGCAACGAGUGCUUGCCCGCAGAGGGGCCACUGCAGAUGACGUUCUACAUGUACCGGGCGCAAG
Molecule: messenger RNA, 556 nt
Organism: Prorocentrum cordatum
Lineage: Eukaryota; Dinophyceae; Prorocentrales; Prorocentraceae
Source: the annotation of a GenBank genome assembly